UUGAUGUCUAUGAUGAAGACAUGCUGGAAUCAGAACCUGAGUUUGAAGAUGACACUACUCUUCAUGAAUAUGACUCAUUCAAGACUCUAGACCCUGAUCAAUGCCUUCUUCAUGACACUAUUCUCUAUCAUUAUACUGAGAUUCUUAACAGCAGAUUCUCAGAUUCUUUGCUAAUUAAUCUAGAUGAUAAAGAUGACACUGAUAAAACUUAUCUGAUUAUGAUUUUAUCUAUCACUCUUCAAAAUCUUGCAGAGGCUCAAGAUCUCUCAACCUCAAUUAUUCAAGCUGUGUCAACUGGUGUAGCUGCUUACUUCAUUAACACUUGA
Molecule: messenger RNA, 326 nt
Organism: Blastomyces gilchristii SLH14081
Lineage: Eukaryota; Fungi; Ascomycota; Eurotiomycetes; Onygenales; Ajellomycetaceae
Exons: 2
Source: RefSeq, a predicted model, not a curated record